UCUCUCUCUCUCUCUCUGUGUUUCUUUCAUCCCCAGGUUAUGCCACUGAAGGUCUCUUCUGUCACUGUGGAAUGAAAAGAAUGGAUGUCACUGAGCUUGCCUAUGGGAUCCUCUUUCUGUUCCAGAUCAUCUUUGGGGUCUCAGGGAAUGUAUUCCUCCUCGUGGUUUAUGCACAUGUGGUCUCCACCAUCCAUCAGCUGAAUCCUCGGGACCUGAUCCUCGCCCAUCUGGCCCUGGCCAACACCAUGGCCCUUCUCAGCCAAGGGAUCCCUGACAUCCUGUCAGCUUGGGGGCUGAAUAAUUUCCUGGGUGAUGCUGGUUGCAAAAUCCUCUUAUACAACUAUCGAGUGGCCCGGGGUCUUGUCAUCUGCACCACCUGCCUCUUGAGCGUCUUCCAGGCCAUAACCAUCAGCCCCGGCCUCUCCCAGUGUGUGGGAGUCAAAACCCAAUUCCCCAAGUGCAUCCUCCCCUCCUGCCUCCUCUCCUGGGUCUUCAAUCUGCUGUUUGACAUGACUACACCGAUGUUCAUCUCGGGACCCGGAAACAGCACCGGCAUAAAUAGAGUCAUCCUCCUGAAAUACUGCUCUUCCAUCAGUAUCAGUGCAGUCACAACCCUGGUCAAUGCAGUAGUGCUCUCCCUCCAUGACAUGUUCUUCGUGGGGCUCAUGAGCGUGGCCAGUGGUUACAUGGUGUUUGUCCUGCACAGACACCACCGGCAGGGCCGACACCUCCACGGGCCCGGAUGCUCCCCCAAGGUGAUGCCCGAGGUCAGAACAGCAAAGCGAAUCAUUGCUCUGGUCACCCUCUAUGUCCUCCUCUAUGGACGGAACACAGUCAUGCUGUGUUUUAUUAAAUGUGCAGAAACAUUCCCCGCUCAUUCUUAAAAGCCACAACAUUAUGUCCUUCACUUUUUCAGCUGUCAGUCCAUUUCUGAUGAU
This is a messenger RNA of Ornithorhynchus anatinus (platypus), 938 nucleotides long. Its product is annotated as olfactory receptor class A-like protein 1. Bases 72 to 884 code for a protein of 270 amino acids. The transcript has a single exon. Gene Ontology annotation, biological process: G protein-coupled receptor signaling pathway. The record is from RefSeq and is a predicted model, not a curated record. Gene Ontology annotation, molecular function: pheromone receptor activity. Gene Ontology annotation, cellular component: membrane. NCBI's taxonomy places the organism in Eukaryota, Metazoa, Chordata, Mammalia, Monotremata, Ornithorhynchidae.